AAAUCCUGGCUGUCAUGAACUUGCUGUGGUGCCAGGAAGUUCACCCAAAUGCUGCUAAUCUUACCCCACAAAAUCAUUGUGAGGAUUACAUAUAAUGCAUAUAUUAAGUAAUUAAUAGAGUGCCCAUUAAAUAGUCGGUGUUCAAUAAAUAUUAAUUCCCUCCCUUUCUUUUUCCCACUAGUUCGCUUGUGUUUUUGAUGGGUCAUCCUUUAUCCUGGAUUGUAUUGCAGGACACACUGUGGAUGGAUGGCUGCUGGAAACCCAUUGCGAUAGCCAGCUCUUCUUCAAUACUUAAGGCUUUACCCUGGCAUUGAGUAAUGAGAAUUUCGAAACCAUAUUUGGGAAGUACCUCCAUCCAGUGCUACUUGUGUUUACUUCUAAACAGUCAUUUUUUAACAGAGGCUGGCAUUCGUGUCUUCAUUUUGGGAUGAAGCCAAUAUAGCCAGUUGGCCCAAAGCACCUAGUAUCUAGUUAAAUACUCUGACUGUCAGUCCAGUUUUUCUCUACUAAUGCCUUCAUGGUAUUGGGAACCAUAGAUUUGCACAGCUGUGUCAGUGUAGGUCUUCCUAAAACAGAGGCCAACUGGCAUCAUGUAAUAAGUGAUUUGAAAACAAUUGAAGAUCUUAUUCAAUCUAUACAUAUCGAUGCUACUUUAUAUACUGAAAGUGAUGUUCAUCCCAAUUGCAAAGUCACAGCAAUGAAGUGCUUUCUCCUGGAGUUACAAGUUAUUUCACAUGAGUCCAGAAAUACAUCUAUGACUGAAACAGUAGAAAACCUUAUCAUCCUAGCAAACAGCAGCUUAUCUUCUAAUGGGAAUAUAACAGAAUCUGGAUGCAAAGAAUGUGAGGAAUUGGAGGAAAAAAACAUUAAGGAAUUUUUGCAGAGUUUUAUACACAUUGUGCAAAUGUUCAUCAACACUUCUUAAUUGAAAUUGAUGAUUUCCAGCAUUUCUAAUAAUAAUAUCUUCCUGCUGCUUAGAGACAAAAAACCCCUCAGCAUUUCAAAUGUGCUGCCAACACAAGUGUUUCUAUCGAGAAGAUGAUCAGGACCUUGGGUCAGAUGAACUCUUAGAAAUUAAGGCAGAAAAAUUGUUGAGCAACAGUGACUAUGGACCUCUUUGAGACUUAUUUUUCACAUUUAUUUUUAAUUUAUUAUCAAAAUUUUGCAUAUUUGUUACAAAAUAUAAAAUGUUGGAUUAAAAUAUGUAUAUGUUUUAUCAUUU
Molecule: messenger RNA, 1222 nt
Organism: Carlito syrichta (Philippine tarsier)
Lineage: Eukaryota; Metazoa; Chordata; Mammalia; Primates; Tarsiidae
Gene: IL15
Product: interleukin 15
Exons: 7
Coding region: 518-925 (135 amino acids)
Biological process (GO): positive regulation of immune response; immune response; positive regulation of T cell proliferation
Cellular component (GO): extracellular region
Molecular function (GO): cytokine activity; cytokine receptor binding
Source: RefSeq, a predicted model, not a curated record